This is a messenger RNA of Drosophila busckii, 1480 nucleotides long. RefSeq lists its product as uncharacterized. The record is from RefSeq and is a predicted model, not a curated record. NCBI's taxonomy places the organism in Eukaryota, Metazoa, Arthropoda, Insecta, Diptera, Drosophilidae. The transcript is spliced from 2 exons. Gene Ontology annotation, biological process: cilium assembly. Gene Ontology annotation, cellular component: axoneme; ciliary basal body. Bases 106 to 1446 code for a protein of 446 amino acids.
AAUUCAAAGCAGUAUAUAAAUUAGAACACAACGCAUUCGAACUCUUUGAGAAACUACACAGAGAAACUAAAAUAGUGCCAUAUAUAUAACUAUAUUGGAUGCAACAUGGAUGCUGCCAGCAUGUCCGAGCGUAGUCUGCCCGCUUAUUCGCAGAGUCAACGCUCCUUCACUAAACCUUAUAUGCCAGGCGGCAGCAGCCAGAAACUACAAGAGAUUGUGGAGGAGCCACCAGAUUUGGAUAUGACAGCAAUUGCAUACAAGUUCUUUUUGGAUGAUUUUCAUCGUUUAAGCGAAGAGGAUCGCAGGAUGAGACUUGCCGGCUUGGAUGGAAUUGAAAUGCUGCGCACUAUUGAACAGAUACAAGCUGAGAUGGCAACAUUUAAGCUGGAGAAUCAUAUAAUGGUAGAGUUUCUGGAAAAGAACGAUCCCAAGCUGCUGGUGGGUCUGCGACAGCGACGCACAUCGGUUAUGAAAAAAACACAGAGCAAACGCAAUUUGGGCAAUGAGAGCAUGGCGCCCUCAAGUCGUCAGAGUAUGUCCAAGCGUUCCAUAUCAGCAUCUAUCUAUAUGGGCGGCAGUGCGGCAGGCGAUCGUACGCGACGUCCUAUAGAGCAUAAGCUCAACUAUAAGGCCAAAGCGGAAUUGGCAGAGAAAUGUGCUGCAGAGGUGGAGAAGCGCGUUACGGAUAUCGAAAGAAAUGCCAUGGUUGAGGUCAAACAGCUGCGUGCCAAGAUCGAAGAGUUGCGUUAUCGCAGCGAGGAAACCAUUGAAACUGAGCGUAAUUUUGUUUUACAUUUUUUACGCGAUGACAAGGAUGUGCAGUUCCUUGAAUCCGCUACUGAGCGUCAAAUUGAGCGCAAGUUGCGCAAAUUCACAGCAAAUUGGUUUAAGAAUGCGCGCGCCUUGUUGGGCACCAUGCGUUUAACUAUUGUAUCGCUGCAAGAGACUUGCCAACAGCAUCGUGCAGAUCUUAUUACCAAAGCAGAUCUAAGUGGCAUACUCACUGCUGUGGAUUUUGAAAAAUUAAUAAUCAAACGCACUGAACUCAUCAAUGAGUUAGAAGAGAAAAAUACACAUAUGGCAGGACUUAAGGGCGUCACUGGCAAAACUUCCUUAGCUAUGACUGAAGAGAAACAGGCAAUGAUGAAUUUAGAAACAGAAAUGCGCAAUGUUCUCAAUCGCACUGAGGAAAUUACACGCAAUAUUGUUAAACUGGAGAAAGAGGUAGCCAUAGUGCAGGCCAAUAAUGCCAAGGAUUAUGUUGUAUUGGGUGAGUUACGUGCGCAGCUGGAUGAAUACGAAGCGCCAAGUGUUACUGAAUAUAUUGAAAAGAAAGAGGAAGCUAUUUCUCUGGAAAAGGAGGAGAAAAUGUUACAACGCAAGAUCUAUAUACUUAAUAUGAAACUGAACAAUGUUAUGCGACGUUAUAGAUUACGCGAUGAAUAAUUAAACAAACACACAAUUGAGCAGCAGCAAAGAU